Molecule: messenger RNA, 2156 nt
Organism: Parasteatoda tepidariorum (common house spider)
Lineage: Eukaryota; Metazoa; Arthropoda; Arachnida; Araneae; Theridiidae
Product: flavin-containing monooxygenase 5
Molecular function (GO): flavin adenine dinucleotide binding; NADP binding; N,N-dimethylaniline monooxygenase activity
Source: RefSeq, a predicted model, not a curated record
UAAAAGGCCCUUCCUCUCUCGACCAAACUCAACAGCCGAAGGGAUAGAGACCGAGAGGGAUAAUUCUAAAUGCGCUUUUAAUCUUCAAACUUAAUUUUCACAAAUAAACUGAUGAUGGAUAUUUACCCUAUUUGGUAGUAACUUUCGAUAAGUGUAAAAUACAAGGUCGCCACCCAAUCACAAUUUGAAAUACAAAGCCUUUGGUAUUUUACAUUUUCUAUUAAUUUUUUCUGCCAACAUUAUGCCAAUACAAUUCCUCAAUCUGCAAUUUUUGAUAGGUACUAAAUUUAAGCAACUUUUUUAAAGAUGUCUCGAAGGAGAGUUGCAGUUAUAGGAGCAGGUCCAUCUGGAAUAUGUGCCGUAAAAACUCUUCUCGAGGAUGGACUAGAGCCAAUAUGUUUUGAAAGAACAAAUCAUAUCGGUGGUCUUUGGAGAUAUCAUGAUGACGAUAUCGAUGGCUUGGCUUCUGUUAUGAAAACAACAAUUAUUAAUACGAGUAAAGAAAUGAGUGCUAUUAGUGAUUUUCCACCAGCUGAUGAUGCUCCAAAUUAUAUGCAUAACAAAGAAGUUCACCACUACUUGGUACAGUAUGCAACAAAAUUCGGAGUUAACAAAUACGUAAAUUUCAACAAAGAGGUGAUAGAGAUCAACAUGGCUGAUGAUUACGAUGCUACUGGGUGCCUAACAGUUACAGUAAAAGAUACAAAAGAUGGACAAAUCAGUAAGGAUAUAUAUGAUGGUGUUAUGGUUUGCAUCGGUCAUCACGUGUAUCCAAAUAUGCCUUCAUUUCCUGGUAUGGAUAUAUUUAAAGGCAAGAUAAUGCAUACGCAUAGUUUAAAAAACGUCCAAUCAUUUAAUGAUCAAGUUGUUGUGAUAGUAGGUACUGGCAAUUCUGGAAUGGAUGCUGCUGUUGAAAUAUGUUCCGUAGCAAAGCAAGUGCACCUGAGUACAAGACGAGGCACUUGGGUCAUACCGAGAAUUGGAGCUUAUGGUAUACCGUUUGACUUGCUCUAUACUCGAAGAAUUUUCGAUUUUAUUUACCAGCAUGUGCCAUAUUCUCUAUCAUGCUGGUUCGUAGAAAGAAUAUUAAAUCAGAGAUUUGAUCAUGAUAAAUAUAACAUCAAACCAGCACAUAGAGUUUUGAGCCAGCAUCCUACAAUGAGUGAUGGUCUUCCCAUAAAACUUCUCAGUGGAGUAGUUAAAAUGAAGAAAAAUAUCAAAGAAUUUGUUGAAAGUGGAGUUAUUUUUGAAGGUGAAAAUCAAGUUACUGAAUGUGAUGCAGUUGUUUUUGCUACUGGUUACCAAAUCAAAUUUCCUUUCCUUAACGAAAGACUCACUACUGUUAAAAACAAUCAACCCCAUCUCUAUAAAUAUAUGUUUCCAUCCCAUUUAAAAUAUCCAAGUCUAGCAAUCAUAGGUUUGAUUCAGUCAGUCGGUGCAGGAUUUCCUUGUGGAGAAUCCCAAUUACGUUGGGCGACAUUAAUAUUCAACGGUAAAUUAAGCUUACCCUCACCAGAAGAAAUGGAGUUGGACAUUAUUAAAAAGAAGAAAAUGAAUGAAAAACGGUACACCAAAUCUAAACGUCACACUAUACAAGUCGAUUAUAUUGACUAUCUGGAUGAAAUUAAUUCUCUUUUUGGAGCUAAGCCAAAUUACUUGAAGAUGUUCUUUAGAGACCCAGCUCUGUUCUGGACUUUAUUUUUAGGUCCUUCUUUGCCAUAUCAAUAUAGACUUGAGGGACCACAUUCUUGGCCUGGAGCAAGGAAAGCGAUAAUGAAUUCUAAGAAGCGUUUAUUUAAACCAUUGAAAGAAGAUUACAUUGCCAAACCUAAGAACAUAAUUAAAAAGAAAUUUUUUAUUUUUUUCAUAGUUUUUGUUGCUGUUUUACUUAGCUAUUUUCAAGUUUUUGUUUAAAAUUGCUGAAAUUUUGUAAGAAUAAUUAAUAGUUUAAAAUUUUUGCUAAUGAAAUUAAUUGGGAUUUUCUUAUAACUUUUUUUUUCUGAGUGGAAUAAAGGCAUUUAAUGACGUAUACUUUUUUUAAAAUAUUUUUAGAAAUAUUGUCAGAAUUUUGUCCCAAGUUGUGCUUAAUCAGGAAACAAGAAUUUAAACAAUAACAGACUGAGUAGAAUUAAAUAGUUUUGAUUUUCUCAUUGCAA